CUUAAGGACACUAGAGACCCGGACAUUGUAGGACCUCGCGGCACUAUUCGGGGCCGACUGGAUGGUGUCUUGGAUAAAAUGAAGCGCAAUGUCGAGGAUUGCGGGAAUGCCACUACAAGUCGAAAUUCGUCGUUCCUCGUGAUUAGCGGGAACUUUUCCCAGUGUAUACAGGAACUUCGGGAUGCCUUGGCCAUUAGGACGGCGUUGGGAAAAUUUCACGGUGCAAUGGCUCAAUAUUUUGAAACCGAACGCGAAAAGAGAUUUGCGAAAGAAGUGAUCAUGCGCGGUGGAAUGGAUCCAGGUUUCGAAAGCGAAGACAGGUUAACGGAGCUAGUGAAAUUCGCCAAGCAUCAGGAAGCACAGAUUCAAGCACGCUCUGAUGCCCCAUCCAAAGAUGUCAGCAAGCCUGCUUCACAAACCCCAUCGGCGCACGGAUCGGUUGCGGAGCAGUACCGCCUUCGUGCCUCGCUGCUUCACGAAUUGCGCACUCCUGUAGCCAGCUCACUCGACGAGACUCGUACGCUCUUCAUGUUCAAGCUCGAUAAACAGACAGCCGAGAUCAAAGAUGCCAUCAAGGAUUCUGAAACGCGCAUUAUGUCGGCUCUCGGCGCCAAAUUUAAACGGGUCAAGGGUCCACAUCUCCAAUUUAUCUGGAAAGAAAUGAUACUAUACUUCAUCGCAGAACUCCAUGAUUAUUUCACGCAACGUUUCUCCAACCUGCAUAAUGAUGCUCCACGCCCAAAAGUGACAUCAAGUACACCCCACACUCAGUCUCCUCCAUGGUGCUUGAAAUAUCUGUCAGUUUUCUACAUUUUGAGUUUAUCCGAAGUCUUCGACGAGGACGCAAAUGGCUUGAUCAGCGUAAGGGAAGUUAAUGCCUUUACUUCCGCGAUACUUCCGGGCUUGAUUGUACCUCAAGCACUUGCAUACUGGGCUGCAGGUUGGAGAGUGGAUAGCCAACAUUACCACACACGAAUUGAACAAGUCUUGCACAGCAUGGUUCAUGCGCAAGCAGACGUACUGCCGGUAAACGGGAGGUGUAUCGCCUUGUACUUGGAUUCAGAUGCUAUCCAGGGCAUCAAACGGCUCGUGCGCUCUCUUGCAGAGCUUGGGCCAGAGGACUCAGACUUAGAUCUCACGCGAUUGUCUGAUAGAUAUCGCAACGUUCAGGAGAAGGACUUGGUGAAAAGACUUGACACUGUAAAGUAUGAAAUCGACUCCAAAGAUUCCUUCAAACUUUUCGGAUCUGAUCGCAUCGAAAAUUUCUUGCUGCCAGUGCUUUACCUCGUUACGAGGAGGCAUCUACAAAUCAUGAAACUCGCCAGGACAGUAAUUCUUGUGGAUAGAGAAUUUGAAUGUGCAACUCAAACGAUAUCUGAUAUAUUGGAAGCGGUGGAUCUGCGUGUUGAACAACUGGCAGAAUCAUUUCGCCAGCAAGGAACAGAUGCAAAAGCAAGGUUCACGUGGUAUGCACACAGCUUGUACAACUUUUGGUACAGCCCAGAACGAACCGCAGACGACGCUGAAUGUUGGGAAGCCCAUGAUUUUGAGCUUGACGACACUGAGCUGGAGAUUGAUAAGACAGCGUUGAAACUUGGUCCCUUCAGUCUGACAGAGGACCAGGAAUUGUUAGAAAGGCCUGUGAAGCUCGUCGCAUAUGCCCUUAACCAGCAGCCUGAAGAUCCCAAGGACGAAUAUAUCCGUUUGUGGUGCUUGAAUAAGCUCCACAAUAAGAGAAAGUCGUUCCCUUUGGAAACCUCACCUUACCUAUCGCCCGAGCAACAACAAAGGUUCAAAGCCCUGUCCAAAGGGCUGCCUGAAUCAGAUGUCCAACGCUGGAGUUCAUUAGCUGAACUUGAGACACACAAACGAUUGUUUGAGUGUUGCUGCGACGCAUGCCACUCCCUUAUUACUGAUGUAUAUCACCGUUGUAUAGACUGCGAUGAUGACGGGUAUGAUUUGUGUUCAGAAUGCCAAUCUCUACCAAUUUCAAAACACAAAUAUCCAUCGGACCACAAGGCGACGCACAACUUGCUUGUUUUCCGCAUGGUGCUCCCUUAUAGUCGCUGCAGCCGGGUUCGGUGGCAUGCCAGGAAUUUCUUAUCUGAUAUUCUGCCCACCACAACACCACCGGAAGACGUAUGCCAAACGCAAUCAGACGGACCUGAACUUCCGCAUCCGACAGCAGCCACUCGAGCAGAUGAUUCUUUCGCAUCUGUUGAUUUGCGGGGAGUAGCAUUCGAGAGGAUACUUGGAACCUCAGCCGCGAACGAGGAUGCCUAUUCUUGUGCUGAAUGCGACGUCAAGAUGAAGGGCACUUUUUAUGUAUGCUUUAACUGCGGAGAAAGCCAUUUCCCCAUUGCCCUAUGCGGCGAUUGUGCAUUUCACGAUGUGUUCAACGUGGCCACAGAUCACCACCCUUACAAACACUGGCUGGUCAAGAUUAAAAGACCGAUCGAACCUUUGGCUAACGUGGACGAGACUACUUCGCUUUCCUUACGAGUCGAUAAGCUGGCUGCGAUGGUGGAAUCUCGCUUCGUGGGACAAGAUCUCCGACUUAGUGCACUUGUGAAACAGGUUGAACAGCUCGUGCAUAGCAUAGCUGCGUUGACGGGAAAAGCAGAGCUUCCUUCUGAAUCCGUCACUGUUUGAUUGGCUCAUAAUUUGACAGACUGUUGUAUUUGAUUCUCGCUGUCUCCGUAACCUUGUACUAGUAUAUAUCGAUCAGUACAGAAUUGCUAUGUCCUUCGUGCGAGCGUGCCGCUGUACCCGCUCAACUA
Messenger RNA from Suillus fuscotomentosus, 2780 nucleotides. RefSeq lists its product as uncharacterized. Lineage: Eukaryota; Fungi; Basidiomycota; Agaricomycetes; Boletales; Suillaceae. The annotation marks the transcript as partial. The record is from RefSeq and is a predicted model, not a curated record. The transcript has 16 exons.